CUGUCGCUGGUCCAAUCAAAGUAGAAAUAGCUUCUUGAUUUCCGAAAGACUAAUGGGAAGUCUUCCUUGAACAUCAUGAGCAUCUCAAAAUCACUUCUCAAAAAACUCGCUCUCCCUGCCUUCGCCUGCGCACCAAAGAAAACAUUUUUAUCUCUUGAAAACACCAUCAAAUUGCUGAAGAUCUCAGCUGAUGAUAGAAACUUAAAACUCGGUAAAAUCAUCCACACCCAGUUGAUUAUAUCUAAUCAACGUAAAGAACUGAACUUGACCGAAACUAAUUGUCUUAUCAAUUUUUAUGCCAAAUGUGGUGAGGUUUCAGUAGCGCGUAAGUUGUUCGAUCAAAUGCCUGAAAGAAAUGUAGUUUCUUUUAAUGCUUUGAUGACUGGUUAUUUGCAUAAACAACUUCCUUUAGAGGUUUUGGAAUUGUUUAAAAGCAUGGAUACAUGGGAGUUACAACCGAAUGAAUAUAUUUUUGCUACAGUUCUUGCGUCGUGUUCUGAUGUUAGAGCAUUGGAUGAAGGUAAACAAUGUCAUGGUCACGUUUUGAAAUCUGGAUUAGUUUUUCAUCAGUACGUGAAAAAUGCUCUUAUUGAUAUGUAUUCAAGGUGCUCUGAUGUUAAAGCGGCAUUGGGAGUUCUUAAGAUGGUUCCAGGUUCCGAUAUUCUUUCGUAUAAUUCUAUAAUCACUGGGUUUUUAGAGAAUGGGCAUUUAAAUGAGGGAUUGGAAGUUUUGAGAGAAAUGGUGGAUGGGUAUUUGGUGAUGGAUGGUUUCACUUAUGUUACUGUCCUUGGACUUUGUGCCGGUUUGAAAGAUUUGAAGUUGGGCAUGCAAAUUCAUAGUCAAAUCUUGAUGAGGGAAGUAGAAAUUGAUGGCUUCGUUGGUAGCUCUCUUAUAGACAUGUAUGGGAGAUGUGGUAAGCUCUUGUAUGCAAAAAGUAUUUUUGAUGUCUUGGAGAAACGGAAUGUGGUACAUUGGACGUCAAUGAUGGCAGCUUAUGCUCAAAAAGGGUGUUUCGAGGAUGCGUUAAUUUUAUUUCUAAAAAUGGAACUUGCAGGUGUUCUGCCUAAUGAAUUCACGUUUGCUGUUAUGUUGAAUUGCUGUGCUGGGUUAUCUGCUUUAAGGAGUGGAGAUUUGUUUAAUUCCCGUGCAGAAAAGUGUGGAUUUAAGGCUCAUUUAAUUUUUGGGAAUGCUCUAAUCAACAUGUAUUCGAAGAGUGGUAGUAUUGAAGAUGCUCAGCGAGUUUUCCUGGAUAUGGGUAACCGAAACAAUGUAACAUGGAAUGCAAUGAUAUCUGGGUAUGCUCAUCACGGACUCGGCAGGCAAGCUCUAGUUGUAUUUCAACAAAUGAUAGCAUCUUUUUGUGUCCCCGACUACAUAACUUUUGUUGGAGUUCUAUCAGCUUGUGGUCAUUUGGGUCUUGUGGAUGAAGGUUUCUAUUAUUUGAACACUUUAAUGGGUAAAUAUAGACUCGUGCCUGGGAUGGAACACUAUACUUGCAUAAUUAGACUUCUCGGAAGAGCGGGGUUACUUGAUGAAGCUGAGAAGUACAUGAAAUCUACCCCUGUCCAGUGGGAUGUGGUUGCUUGGCGUACUUUGCUCAGCGCUUGUCAUGCUCACCAAAAUAUUAGUUUAGGGAAGAGAAUUGCAGAUAUAUUACGAGGGUUGGAUUCCAAUGAUGUUGCAACAUACAUUUUGUUGUGUAAUAUGUAUGCCAAGGCAAAGCGGUGGGAUGAAGUUGCAAAUAUUAAAAAGCUGCUAAGAGGAAGAGGGAUAAAGAAAGAACCUGGGGUUAGCUGGAUACAGGUAAAGAAUAAAACCCACGUUUUUGUUUCUGAAGACAAGAAGCAUUUGGAGUCCAAAAAGAUCCAUCAGAAAGUAGACGAACUGAUAACUCAGAUAAAAAUGUUGGGCUACAUGCCUGACAUUGGUAUUGUGCUUCAUGAUGUUGGAGAUGAACAAAAGGAAGAGCAUCUUAGUUACCACAGUGAGAAGCUGGCUAUAGCUUUUGCUGUAAUAAACACACCCUCAGGAGCACCAAUCCAUGUGAUUAAGAAUCUUAGGAUGUGUGAUGAUUGUCAUAGUGCAGUCAAACUUAUUGCACACGUCACUGAAAGGAAGAUAGUUGUAAGAGAUGCAAACAGGUUCCAUUGUUUUGAAAGGGGGAUUUGUUCUUGUGGGGAUUACUGGUGACAAUCUCAAGAAUAGCAGAGAGGCCAGGCAGCUAUCUAUUGAGAAGCCAUCACACUUAGAUGCUGUCCAGGUCACAGAUACUGGAGAGCAUGCAUGCCUGAAAACAUACUGUUGGGCACUUCAACAUAUUUCUGUUGGCUUAUAUAGAUUUGUUGAACGUAACAGAAGUAGAUGCGAUAUGAGAGAAGGAGGGGAUCCAACAUUCACUCUUCUAUUGAGUGUUUGGAAGAAAAUUUAAGCAGCCAAAAAAAUUUGUCGAGUAUAUUACUGAAGGAGCCCCAUUAUCAAGCAAAUGUGGAUGGUUGCAUUCAGUACCAUGGUCGAAAUCUGGUUCCUAAAAAUUAAGAUGGUUUUUGAAAACGGGGUUCCCUCAAUUUCUAAGAUAAAGAACAGAGUGAUUCAGUUAACUCAUGAAGGGAGUAUAAGAUUGAAGGGGAACAUGUGAAACUCUACUUAAGAUCUACAAAUCCUUAAGAUUUUUAGAAAUUCAAUGUAGGCAUGUUAAAGUUAUCAAAGCUGUGCAAUGCUUUUUCAGAUUACCUCUUCUGCCUCUCUUGUUGCUGUGUUUUGAUGGAGCCUCGAGAGGAAUUCCUUGACUGCCUGUUUAUGGAUAUAUUUGCAGAAAUUGUCAGGGGGAUAUAUUUCUGUAAUUACAUUGCAGAAAUCAAUGCUAUAUUAUUGAAGCCAUUAAAUGGGUUGUAGAGCGUGGAAGAAUGAAUUUUCGUAUUCAGUCAGAUUCUACAGCUGCUAUUAAAGCUUUUAUUACAAGGAAAAUUCCACGGAUUGUGCUGGCUAGAUGGUCAUGACUAGAAAAUAUGCUUCGAUUUUUGGAAUUUAGACAUGGGUUCAGAGAAAAUAUGCUUCGAUAAUCAGCAGAGAAAUAAAUUUCUCUGCUGAUUAUCUGGCCAAGAAAGGUGUUCGAUUAAAUAAAGUCAGCAGAAAACUAGUGGACGGAAAGGAAUUUGGAGAAGCUCUAUAUGGGAGUGUUCAUCAGCCUCAGAGUCAUGCAUAUAUACUUGUCUUUGUUGGCUACUUCCAGGAAAGUGGAGUCGUAUCUUAGUGGAAAGUCAAGCGUAACACUUAAAGAUUUCUUUACGUGCCACGGCGCAUUAUGGAUUUUCUAAUGCGAAAAUCAGUCUUGUAAUCCUGAGAAAGA
Messenger RNA from Papaver somniferum (opium poppy), 3346 nucleotides. RefSeq names its product pentatricopeptide repeat-containing protein At5g39680-like. Gene Ontology annotation, molecular function: protein binding; RNA binding; zinc ion binding. NCBI's taxonomy places the organism in Eukaryota, Viridiplantae, Streptophyta, Magnoliopsida, Ranunculales, Papaveraceae. Gene Ontology annotation, biological process: RNA modification. The record is from RefSeq and is a predicted model, not a curated record. Bases 76 to 2190 code for a protein of 704 amino acids. The transcript is spliced from 6 exons.